This is a messenger RNA of Hydractinia symbiolongicarpus, 2973 nucleotides long. RefSeq lists its product as uncharacterized. The record is from RefSeq and is a predicted model, not a curated record. The transcript has 2 exons. The coding region runs from base 89 to 1900 and encodes 603 amino acids. Lineage: Eukaryota; Metazoa; Cnidaria; Hydrozoa; Anthoathecata; Hydractiniidae.
GAUAAAGCAUCUUCCUCAGGGAAGUCAAAGGCAAAGAACGUUUUAUUUCAGAACUUAUACUUAGAUUUUUCAAGAAAAUUUGGUUAUAAUGGAUCCACCAAGUAAAAAAAGAAAACGAUCAGUGACGUGUGCGGUUUUGAAUUGUGCCAACAGCGAGUACAACCUUGAAGUUUGGAGAGAUAACAUCUGUGAUGUUCACAAUGUUAUCAGACGUUCUGAUGCAUGCUCAUGUAAAGAACCUUACAGCUUGUUCACCUUUCCUUCUAAAACCAAGAGAGCUGAUGCUCAUAAUAAAUGGAGGCAACUUAUUAAUCGUGCCAGCCCAAAAAAUCCAGCAAAAUUGAUGACAGCUAGACCCAAACAACGGGUUUGUUCCAAACAUUUUGUUGGAGGGGAACUAUCAUACGAGCAUCCUUAUCCAACUCUAUGUCUUGGUUAUGAAUCAGCUUCAAGGACUGAGAAGUUUGUACCCUCUGCAACACGUCGACGAAAGUUGUCAUACUCAACAUCGUCAUCAAAAAAACAAACAUCUAAAACGGAGAAAGUGGAUCCCAAUAUUGAAAGUCCUUGUAUUAGUAGCGUAGCAUCAAACAGUGACAUUAAUAUUGAUAUUCAAAGUCCUGGUACUAGCAUUGAAUCUUGUAUUUCUUCACCAUUACCAGAGUUAUUGUCACCUAAUAGUACAGUAUCAUCUAUGUUUUCACCCCCACAAGAGAUGAUUUCACCUAACCUUGUUUCACAUCAAGAUAAUGCAGAUUUUAUAGUUUCGGAUUCAACUAAGGAAAGAGAAUUACUUUUAAAUUCACUCUCUGAAAAUAUCUUGAAACUAAAGGCCAAAAACAAACUUUUAAAGAAAAAAAUCAAGUCACUUACCACAACAAAAAAUUUAUUUAAAAAUCAAUUCAAUAAACAAUCUGCCACCCUUAAUAUGUUACAUAAAUCUGUUAACAAUUGUUCAUGCAAGUUACCUUUAUAUAAAAGUCUAUUAAAAUCAGAUAAAAAAUGUGACUUUUACACUGGUAUUAUAACUCUCAAAUUAUUUGAGCACCUACAUGACAUAAUAACACCUUUGGUUCGCAGAAGAUGGAGAGGUGUUAAAAAAACUUCAACUGGCAUAUUUCGUAAUUUUAAAAAAAUACCCAAGAGAUUUGGCCCUGCUCGAAAGUUAUGCAGCAAAGAUGAAUUUCUUUUAUUUUUAAUGAAACUGAGACUUGGUUUACUAAAUGAAGAUUUGGCAGACCGUUUUAGUAUUUCAGAAGGUUUAGUCAGUGGUAUUAUAGCAUCUUGGCUUAAAGCUUCUUCGUCUGUUUUAUCCAAUAUGGUUGAGGUUCCGGAAAAAGGCAAUAUCACAGCAACUUUACCAGAAAGAUUCAAAUCAAUGCCUGACAUUCAUUCUAUUUUAGAUGCUACUGAAGUUUUUAUUGAAACACCUAAGAACUUGGACUUACAACGGAGUACUUGGAGUCAAUAUAAACAUCAUAAUACUUUAAAAAUCUUAGUUUGUAUUGCACCAAACUCAUCUAUCAUUUUUUUAUCAAAGGCUUAUGGGGGAGCAAUAUCAGAUAAAGAGGUUACAAACAAAUGUGGUUAUCUUGAUCUUGUUCCUAGCUAUUCUCAAAUUAUGUAUGACAAGGGGUUUAAUUUAACAAAGGAAUGUGAAAGUCGUUUUAUCUCAAUUGCAGUACCUCCUGGUAAAAGAGGAAGUGCCCAAAUGACUCCUGCGGAAAUACGAAAAACAAAACGGAUUGCAAAUUUAAGAAUCCUCGUUGAACAGGUUAUUAGAAGACUCAAGUCAUUUCGUAUCUUAGGUUCAGAGUACCCAAUCAGUAUGAUUAAACUGUUCGAUGAUGUUGUUAUUGUGUGCGGAGCGUUAUGUAACCUUAGAAAAUCUAUUAUCUGAUUUAUAUAUGAAUAUAUUAUAUAUAUAUUUUUAUAAGGUAAUAUUUUUUAUAUAUUUACACUUCUAUUAAAAAAUUAUAUUAUUACUUGUGUACAUUUAAUACAUAGGAAAGAAUCAGAGUCCAAUGGAAUGUCUUCUUCAGUCCUUAUCUUAACACAACUAAAGUGAAACCAAAAAAAAAUUGCCUGCUUCUAUCCUUAAUACAUUUGCGGUUGACUUCACCCAUGCUCAAGGCACUCGGGCAGAGAAAAUUGGUUUGAUCAAUCUCCCUACCUUUAAUACUAUUUCUUUUGGUAAAAACUCAAUUAGAUUUAAUGCCAUUAAUUCCUGGAAUAAAUUGCAGUCUUUAAUGACUAGAAAAAUUGUUUCCCUUGAUUAUUUUAAUCUUAGAAGUGAUCUGAAAAAGUACUUUGUUUCCUCUUACUAAUCCUUCCUGAAUUGUCAGACUUGGCCAUUUGUUUCCCGCAUGGUUGUUUAUCAUUUGACCCACUUUUAUGUGUGUGUUGUUUUGUGCGUCUCGUAUCGUUUACUGUAAUUGUCCAAGGGUGGCCAUACCCUUUGCCUUAGCUUUAUGCUAUUAGGUAUGGUCUCCCUUCAAUAGCAUUAUAUAUUUUAAUUUUGUUACCCUGACUAAUUAUGAUAUUUAUUUUCUUUUUCUUUAUAUUUAUUUUCUUUUAAUUUUAAUUGUAUAUAUAUAACUGCUAUUGAUAAAUAAAAUAUCUAUCUAUCUAUCUAACCAUUACAUAAGUCACACAUUACACUGUUUUCAUCAAAUGAAUUUGGAAUAUCUGCAAUGCUCUUUGUACAAAUGCUACAAACAUAUAAGUCUUUUUUAGCUUGGCGUUUUUGUUUAAUUUUCUUUGUUUUUCCUUUAUCAUUUGUCUUUUUGAGUAUAUCCACUGGGCUUUGAUUGUUUAUGUCAUGUGUGUUUUCUUUGUUGUUUUCAGUGUGUGUUGGAUAUAUUUUCUGUAUUUUUUUAUUAUUUGGUGAGCCACUGUCAGUGUCAUAACAGUUUUCGUAUAUUAGUGCUGGUGCAAAAUGCUUGUACCAAAAUAAAUUUAAGCUUUGUAUAA